AUGUCCCACGCACCAUCCCUACAGUCCCUGGCGGGCACUCGUCGCGAACUUGACCCAUUCGAACUCCAGGCCCGUCCGCUGCAGCAGCAACAACAGCAGCGGCGACAGCCCUUCGACUACGACCAACACCACCGCCCCACCUCGCCAGCACAGCGAAGGGCAAUACCGGCCUCGCUUGCGCAGAUCCAAGUACCAUCCUUCUCGGUCUUUCGCUCGCAGCUACCCAUCWCCCCAUCCGGUGCUCCACUUAAACCUGCACAUCAUCAAGCCCUCCAGCCUGCCAGAGCCUCGUUCUCCCGCUCCGAGAAGGCCUCGCCGCGGUUAUUCGACCCUACCGCGCGACCAGUCUCCGUCGACAGUCCGCAGCUGUUACAACCACAACAAUUUAGCAGUAGAGUGGCUACACAGGCUUGGGAGAGUGGAUUGGAAUCACCGCCGGAGAAUAGAUCUUCCUACACUAACCCGAGAUCUCAACCAUCCCACGAUCGCAGUGCCUCGAUCGACUCCCGCAUAGUCAGCACGGCUGCCUCCUCGAUAUACAGCCAGUCGCAGCGACGGUCCAGCAUACCCAUUCUCUCGAGAUAUGCGCCAGGACGACAACAAGACCUUUACAGUACAUACGACGAUCGCGAACGGUUUCUCUCAAGACAGCCUGACGAACGCUACUUAAUGAACACUGCGCAGCCAGCACCAACAAUGACUCUGCAGCUUGACGGAAUUCAACGGACUUUGACAGAGGAAUCGCUAUACGCAGAGUCGUUUGACUCGCAAUCCAGAAGACCCAAGUCGCCUGGAGGGCUUGGGAUUGGGUCUUUCUUUGGCUGGAAUGCGUCUGGGAAGUCAGCGAGCGAUUCACCUACAACCACCUUUUCCGAACGCUCUCUUUCGCCGCUGCCGUCGCCUGGACUAGGAAUGUCUCGGUCAGGCACCGAUGCGAAUGGCAGACCACGGCUGACAUCCCCUGGUCUGGACAUGGCAAAGGCCAACAUGCCCAAUGCAUACUUUCACAAUCCAGAGACACCUCUACUUCUCGGCAAUGGCCCGAACAAUGUGCACGUCAGGGAGCUGGAACGCGAGCUUUCUCACGUCAGUCAGGAAUUGGCCGAGUCUAUUCGGAGGGAAAUGGAGCUAGAAGAUGAGAUGGAUCGCCUACGAGCUGAGCUACCUUCAAUGCCUUCCUCCGAUCCAAACCAGCGGAGAACCAGCGAUUACUUCUCGGAUAGCGGCGCGAGCUCCACUCGAUUUCCCAUCUCAGACUUUGACGCCAAGCUGGAACAGAUGGAAAGGCAACUACGGAAAGUUGAGCAAGAAAAGGCGAAUCUCCAAGUAGAGACGGCAGCCCGACUACAAACCGAGCUCGGUCGGAGGAGAGAUUUAGAGGAGCUCGUUCGUGAUCUUGAAGACCAACUAGAUAAGCGAGGCGAGGAAGAAACGCCCGCGGAGAAGCUCGAUGAGCUGACGACAAGUCUGGAAGAGACCAAGAGACGUCUAGGACAGGAGAAGAUGACCAAGGAAAACUUUGAGGACCUCUACAGUGCCACCCGAGAAGAGUUGGAAAGGUUGAGGAACGAGGCAGAUAACUUGCGGGAUGAGGUCGUACCGCAAUUGAAGGCACGGGUCGAGGGUCUGGAGUCUCAGGCCGCGGAUACACAGGGUUUGGUGUACGAGAACACUCGCAUGCAACAAGAGCUGGCUACACUGCGAGCAGGCAACGACGGCAAUCACUCGAGAUUUAACAGCAUCGCUGAAGAUGGUGUAGCAUCUGCAAUUGGCCAUCGUAUGAGCCUCYACAGGUCAGCGACGGGGUCUCUGACAAGGAGUACCAGUCUGCGACGGGGCGGCUCCAUCAAAGAUGGCCGUGAAGGAGGACGUCAGCGAUCUGGUUCUAUCGGACAAGGAUUAGUUCCGGAGGUUUUCAAAGAAAUGGAAGACCAGAGGGAUGCUCUGCACAAAGCCCUCAAAUUACUGAUCAGACGCUACGAGAGACAGCAUCGGGAGCAUGAACGCGCAGUCAAGCAGCUCACCAUUGCGAAGAACAAAGCCGAGGCCACCACUCCCAAACGGACCGCCUUCACCAAAGAAGUUGCCUUUUUGAAGGAAGAAGUCACGACUUUGAGGAAACGAACAGAGGACGCUCUCGAGACAAAAUGGCAGUAUGAGAAGAGCCUUUCUGGUCUGAAGAUGGACCUGGACCGGGCGGAACAGGAGACUCGUGGAUUGCGUGUCAUUCUCCAAGGAGCCGACAUGAGUGGUUCUGAGUCUGUAGACGCCAAUGCCGAGGACGAACAGCUCAAAGUCAGCAUCACCCGAGCUGAGACUGAGAGGGAUCAUGCACGGCAGGUCGCAGAAGACUACCGCCAACGAGCACGCACCGCGACGGAUGAAAGCUCCGAAGAACUGAUGGCAUCCGCCAAACGUAUGGACGAGCUGGCGGAGCAGUUGGAAAGCCAGGUGCAAUCUCACACCGGGCUCCGCAACCGUCUGUCGGCUGCAAUUGCGAAAGGUGAGCGGGAGCAGCGGGAGUCGACCCUUCAGAUUGAGGAGAUGCAGAAGCGUCUCGCGGGUAUGGAGGACAGUGUGCUCGCAGCGCAGCAACACUCGGAGACUACGCUCGCCAAUCACGACGCGGAAGUGCGCCGGAUUGAAGACUCUACAACUCCCCAGCUUUCCCGACUCCGGAUUUCCAUCCCAGAGCCCAGUAAGCUUGGACCUCCGUCACCCAUGAUGAAGAGGAGCCCAAAGCUUGGUGGGAGAUUGAGCGAGACGAGUCUGCUCGAGAUGAGCCGCACCCAGAUUCUAGAGCGCAAGGUGAAGGAGCUCGAGGCUCUCCUCCGUGAGGCCGAGGAGGAUGUCCAGACUGUCGUCCAGCGCGUCAAUCGAAGCCAGCUCGAAGUCGCGGAGCUGCAGACGGAGCGGGACGUCGCAUUGAACCAGAUGCGGAAGCUACAGGGUCUUGUCGUUCAAGAACGCCAAAAGGCCGAUGCUCUGAUGCAGUAA
Messenger RNA from Ramularia collo-cygni, 2997 nucleotides. RefSeq lists its product as uncharacterized. Bases 1 to 2997 code for a protein of 998 amino acids. The record is from RefSeq and is a predicted model, not a curated record. The transcript is spliced from 2 exons. NCBI's taxonomy places the organism in Eukaryota, Fungi, Ascomycota, Dothideomycetes, Mycosphaerellales, Mycosphaerellaceae.